AUGCAACAACAUCAUCAUCAGCGAUGUGUCGAUAUACGACGAGCUGGACUUAUGAACAGUAAUAAUAAAACAAAAUUUGAUGAUUUCUAUACAAAGUUAGAACGCAUUCGUUUAUCUGCUGCAGCUUCGUCUUCAAAACAGUACCCACGACGUACCGCGGCCGAACUACUCGACGAAUCAAAAAUAUAUUUUGUUAAAAGUCAAGAAGUUUUACAUAAACGACAAACACUUUCAAAUAAUCAAAGAAUCAAACCAACAUAUCGAACACCACAACUACAACGUUCGCCUUAUCGUGAAUAUGAAAAAGAUCGAAUUCAAUUAGAUUUUCCAUUUCAAUCAUCGACAUCUUCAACAACAAACACUUCCGAUUGUGCAUUUGAAAGUGUUAGUGUUUUGUCUCUUUCUGAUCAAACAACACUCGAUAGUACAAAUAGUCCAACACAUAGAAAAAGAACAGUGGUGCCGUCAUCAGUGAAAGUAAUCGAGCGUAAUGCAAGAAUUAUUAAAUGGCUCUUUCAAUUACAUAAAGCUAAUGAAUUACCUUCGUUUCAAUACUAUAAUAUAAGCAUUUUUAUUGCGAACACAAGUGCUAGUUACACAAAAACAACAGGAAUGGCCCAAGCAAUGUUUCAUGAAAGCAAUGUAAUUCGAAAACGAACACGAUCUGUACAUAACCAAAAUCAAGCCGGGGCAACAUUAUAUUCAUCCAUCACAGCAGAUGAUAGUUCAUUGCCAAAAUCUGAACCACGAUCAUCUUCCUUUACGAAGCCACUACAUCAAGUUAUUGAGUUUGUACAAAGAAAAUUAUCUCGUAAUCAUAAUGAACAAAUACAAGAUUUUACUACUAUACAAAAAACCAUUGAAUAA
Messenger RNA from Rotaria socialis, 867 nucleotides. Lineage: Eukaryota; Metazoa; Rotifera; Eurotatoria; Philodinida; Philodinidae. The record is from the annotation of a GenBank genome assembly.